CCAAUGGUGAAUCGAGCAACAUUCGAAAACAUUAUACGCAUACAUACAUUGAUUACAUUGUGCUAUUAAAAUUAUUGUAACACCUCAAGCGUUAGGAAUUUUCGGUUUUCUAGUUUUCUAGUAUAUUCACAGCAGACUGUCGAGUCAUGGAACAAGAGAAGCCUGCAAUGGAAAGUGCUCCUCCGGCGACCACUGACGAGAAAAGUUCAGAAGCAGUUGCAGCUGCAUCUGCAUCAGAUGAUGCUGCAGCAGAAGCCAAGUCACUUAAAUGCAAUCAAUGCGGCAAACUAUUCAAAGGGCAGCUUGAGGUUGAGUACCAUGCUGCAAAGACAGAUCACUUUGACUUCUCAGAGUCUACAGAAGAAAUCAAGCCUCUCUCUGAAGAAGAGAAACAAGAGCGGAUCAGGCUGAUGGAGGAGAAAAUCAAGCAAAAGAGAAAGGAACGCGAAGAGCAAGAGAAGGUGGAAGCUCUUGAAAGGGAGAAAAUUAGAAUCAAGUCGGGCAAAGAGAUGAUCGCUACUCGAAGAAGGCUGGAAGAGGACGAGAUGAAGAAGAUCAUGGAUCAGAGAAAGAGGGAGAAAAUGGAAGACCAGCUUGCCAGGCAAAGGAUCAAGGAGAAAAUCGAGCAGGACAAGCUGGCUCGACAAGCCAAAUACAGUAAUACUCCAGUGGUCGAGCCUAAAGCCCCCGUUCAACCAGAAGCGCCUCAACCGAAAGCACCGCCCAAGGAUUAUACAGAGGCCAAAAUAAAUAUCCGCCUGACUAACGGCCAGACCAUAACCCAGUCUUUCAAGGCCAAGGAGGAACUGUCCGCCGUCAGGCUCUUUGUGACUUUGAACAGAACUGAUGGGGCUGCUCCCUUCUCCAUGAUGACAAGUUUCCCCAGAAAGGUCUUCCAGGAGGAUGACUAUGCAAAACCCCUGGACGUCUUGGGUUUGGUGCCUUCUGCUGUCAUCACUGUCACAAAAGCUCAAUGACUCUGUGGAUGUGAAAGUGUGAAGACUGCCAAGGUUAACUUGGCCUAACAGAAUUACUUUUUGUCUUCAGCUACAUAUGUUUAAUAUUAAAAAUUGAUUCAGCAAGGGCAUUCCAUUGAUGUUACAACCCAUCUGUUGACACAGCUCAUCAGUUUUCAUGCUACAAAGUUUUUUUUAAUAUGUCAUUAUAAUGCUUUAAUAAAUUCUUCAACACA
This is a messenger RNA of Cloeon dipterum, 1192 nucleotides long. Its product is annotated as UBX domain-containing protein 1. Gene Ontology annotation, biological process: negative regulation of protein K48-linked deubiquitination; negative regulation of proteasomal ubiquitin-dependent protein catabolic process; negative regulation of protein ubiquitination. The record is from RefSeq and is a predicted model, not a curated record. Lineage: Eukaryota; Metazoa; Arthropoda; Insecta; Ephemeroptera; Baetidae. The coding region runs from base 147 to 977 and encodes 276 amino acids. The transcript is spliced from 6 exons. Gene Ontology annotation, molecular function: K48-linked polyubiquitin modification-dependent protein binding. Gene Ontology annotation, cellular component: cytoplasm; nucleus.